This is a messenger RNA of Neolamprologus brichardi, 1669 nucleotides long. Lineage: Eukaryota; Metazoa; Chordata; Actinopteri; Cichliformes; Cichlidae. The record is from RefSeq and is a predicted model, not a curated record.
GACGGUAUAGUUGUAUAGACAGUGAACGCAUCACAGCCAGCCUGUUGUCAGGCGAACCGCCGCUAACCUUACCACCCGCCUGCGGCUAAGUUAGACUGUAUCCUGGGUCUGGCAUCGCUUUCCCUACGACUGGAGAGUAAGACGAGCAUCACCACUCCCUCACGAACAUGUUUGGAUAUAUCUGGGAGUAUGUCUACACAUCCUUCCUGAGAUACUGGUUGAAAUGGCUCAUCAGACAAGUAACGGGGACAUGUGAGCUGCAGAGAAUAUGCUCUGGACACAAGCCAGGGGCAGCCAGGACUACAAAAGCAGAGUACUCUCUUCAGUCAUCAAAGAACAAGGUUUUAAGAGGAGCGUUGGAAACCACUAAGGAUAGCUUAGAGCAAUGUGUGGAUCAAAUUAUGAAAGCGAAGAACAUCAAACCUGCAAAAGAUCCCAAGUUCAAAGAGAGCCUCCACAUCUGCCUGCUGCAGAUAACAGGAUACAGCAGCUUGUAUAUAUCUGUAGAAGACUUGAGAAAGGAAGUCUUCAGCUCAGACAACCCUGAACACGAGGCCAUGCUUUUGAAGGUUGGCUUCUACAGCCAUUUUUUCAGUGAAAACUACACAGCGGAGGCUCGGCAGGUGUUGUCUCAUGCAAACCAUCCUAAACUAGGGUAUUCCUAUGCAAUAGUUGGGAUCAACUUGACAGAGAUGGCUUACAGCCUGCUAAAGAGUGGCGCUUUGAAACCACAUUUCUACAACGCAGUGCAGGGCACGCCUGAGCUCCAGCACUUUCAUCAGCUGUACUGCUAUCUGGCGUAUGAAUUCGAUAAGUUCUGGGUGGCAGAAGAACCCGAGAGCAUCAUGCAGUUCAACCAAUACAGAGAAAAAUUCCAUAACAUAGUCAGGACACACCUACAGGACCCUGGUGUGUGUCUCACAUUGACUGUCGGCUCCAAGAACUAAAAGCGUUUUUCACGAUGUUACGAUUGGUAGAAGGAGAAGCAGGAGAGUUCCUCGUAAACGUAGCUGAGCAUUAAAACCCUAAACGCAGACUGAAUACUGUUCGGCCCCUCCAGACAAGAUCCAGACCAAUAAAUCCUCUUGUGUUUGGUUUUGUGGUUCAUUCAUAACGCGCGUAUCAUUGUUGUAAUGAUAUUUAAAGUUUCUCAAACUGAGCACAAAUCCAACGCCCUGUACCUCAAAAACAAUCAUUCCAGAGGGCUUUCGAUCACAAAGAGGACUGUAGAGAAAGUAAUGGAUCCGUCGUUUUGUGAGGCUUUAAGCACUUUGAGUGAGCAAGCAGCCAAAUUGUUAUAUUUAAAGACAGGAAAGGACAGAAGUCCUGCUCAGGAAUUUGAAGUUUAUGUUAAGAGAUAAUGGCUAAAACUUGAUGUGAGGAGUGAUUUCCACUUAAUUUUUCCUCUUGUGGUGCUGUCAGCUUAAAAGUCUUGCAUGAUUUAACGUGUCCCCACUGAUGUCAUUGAUCUGUACUGUAAAAUGUACUGUUAGUGAUGUGGAACUCUAAACUAUACUAAGCUCCUGUUUUCAUAACGUUGUGUAUCUUUAGACUGAUGCUGAAUUUUUAUGACCUGAUCUUUUUAUGCCGUGGGUUUACAUUUGAGGAAUGUAUGUAAUGACUCACAUCUCACUCACUCCAAGUUAGUAAAUGCAGAUUUGUUUUGAAA